Molecule: messenger RNA, 2688 nt
Organism: Opisthorchis viverrini
Lineage: Eukaryota; Metazoa; Platyhelminthes; Trematoda; Opisthorchiida; Opisthorchiidae
Exons: 20
Coding region: 1-2688 (895 amino acids)
Biological process (GO): protein catabolic process; proteolysis; mitochondrion organization
Cellular component (GO): mitochondrial matrix
Molecular function (GO): serine-type endopeptidase activity; single-stranded DNA binding; ATP-dependent peptidase activity
Source: RefSeq, a predicted model, not a curated record
AUGCUAAAGCUGAACGAUACUAUCCAUCUGAAAAAACAUUUCACCCAGGUUACUUCAGACGAGUUUGCGAAUGGGCUCGAAUCUGAUCGUAUUCAGUGCCCAGCGGUAACGUUCAACUGCUUGGUGGUGUCCUUGAUCAUUCUCAACGUUUUCUCUCUGGGGUGGAUCCACAUGGGGAAACCAAAGCCAUCCAACAAGAAAAAAACUUUCACCCCGGUUAUUCAUCUUCAGUCCGGCACCGAGUCAACCAGCACGUCGUAUUCGAAAUUGUCCAUUGAGCAACUAAUCAACAGAGCCACAGACCUGGAAAAUCGGUUCGAACUCACAGACGCAUUGAAGUGUUAUAACCAGGCUCUGAAACGUAUUGAAAGCAGCCGAGGGCUCGAUGAUGCCAGUUCGGAGUUGAAUCAUCACUACUGUCGAUUGCUUCAAGCUUCAGCCUACAAUCUACUUGAGUUGGGUCGACCCGAAAAGGCGAAGGAGCGACUUCUGAAGGUGUUAUCGUGCAACUCUACGGUGGACUAUGAGGUCUAUAUGUAUUUGGGUCAGCUCACUGAGGGUACGGAGUCGUUAACCUACUAUCGCAAAGGAUUGGAUGCACUUCGACAAUUAUCUAGUAAUGAUUGGGUAACCGGCAGCAUCCCAGCCCUCGUGCUCCCUUCGGAUGGCAUGGUGGCUAGGCGCCGAAAGACCGUUACGGCUGAACGAUUUUUUUAUUUGGCGAGAUAUCAUGUCCUUCACUUGACCUGCGCUCACAGAUCCUCUGAAGAAAUCGAAAACAAAACCGUGGAGACGUUGCAACGAGCAGAAUCGAAUGCGUUCUGUGCGAUUGCUGAAUUAUACAUGACGGAUUUGUGUGAUCUCCCCGAAGCGCGAACUGAAUGUCAAAAGGCAUUUGAAGGUGCGACACAGACUGAUCCCACCAACCCCCAGGCUUGGCUUGCUGCAGCCAACUUCUAUACGGUCACAGCUGACUCACAGGCUUCUCGGGAUGCUGUCCAACGCUGUCUGGACAUAUGGUGGACAAAACUCGAAACGUUCCUUACUGAGGAACAAGCUCCCAGAGCAACAUCCGCCGAGGUGUCUGACGAACCGAUGGGCAAUGCAACGAGCGAUGCUUCCAAUUCAGUGGCACACACUGAGGAGACCAAAUUAGAUUUGGAAGAGUUGACAGGUAUACCACUUUCCGGGUUGAUCUCUCUCUGCCGAAUGAUGAUAGAAUUGGAAAUGGACGAAAAAUGUGCUACAAUUUUGGAAGCCAUGCUUGAACAAGAGGAGGACAAUUUGGAGGUGUACUACUUGCUGACGGUCGUUGGUCGGAAAUUGUGGAAGGAGAGUGAUCCAGAUCUACUUCGGUUAUAUGCGACCACCGCAAAAGUGAGACGGAAUCAGUCAGCUCUUUGGAGCCCACCUCUUCGGACGAAGAUGAAAAAUACACACCGCGUCAGUGACAUCUUUCACCAAAGCCUCUUGAUUGCUUUUCACCUUGUUUCUCCUGUAAAGCGUUUUCACGCCAAUAUCUCCAGCCACGAUAGGUUAUUAAAAACCUUGGAUGCAAAAAUACACCAGGCUAGCAGUGAAUAUCGGAAACCUCAGGAUUUCUCAUUACUAAUUCUCAUCAACAAACUCUCUACUAACCGAGAACGCCGAGAAGAGAACACCGUCCUCAGAGCUCCUUUCCAUUCCAAAUUACGCAGCCGACUGUUCCGUAGACGUUGCACCCUAAACAGCCAUCCAAUUGCUUGUUUGCGUUUCACAGAUAUUGGCCCUAUCACUGAUCCUACCAUCACAGCAACCUAUGACGCUGGAUACUCCACUGCGACAGUUUAUCUGGAUAUUCAAAAAGCCUUUGAUCAGGUCCCCCAUGCAUCCCUACUGCACAAACUUAGUACUGUUGGCAUCAUUGGAACCUUAUUUCAGUGGUUCGCCUUUUACCUAUCUGACGGGACUCAAGUAGCACAAAUUGGGGACAUACAAUCAUCUUCACCAUCGAUCACCAGUGCAGUCAUCCAAGGAAGCGUGGAUGGCCCAUCCGCUGGCAUAACUAUGGUAACUGCCCUGCUCAGUCUGGCGUGCAAUAAACCUGUGCGACCCGACUUGGCAAUGACCGGAGAAGUCAGUCUCACCGGAAAAGUACUACAGGUUGGAGGAAUCAAGGAAAAGGUUCUUUCGGCUUCUCGGGAUGCUGUCCAACGCUGUCUGGACAUAUGGUGGACAAAACUCGAAACGUUCCUUGCUGAGGAACAAGCUCCCAGAGCAACAUCCGCCGAGGUGCCUGACGAACCGAUGGGCAAUGCAACGAGCGAUGCUUCCAAUUCAGUGGCACACACUGAGGAGACCAAAUUAGAUUUGGAAGAGAAAUGUGCCACAAUUUUGGAAGCCAUGCUUGAACAAGAGGAGGGCAAUUUGGAGGUGUACUACUUGCUGACAGUCGUUGGUCGGAAACUGUGGAAGGAGAGUGAUCCAGAUCUACUUCGGUUAUACGCGACCACCGCAAAAGUGAUCUCCGGAAAAGUGGGUGAUUCAGAACUUGUGGACGAAAUGACGCAGCUGCUCAAUGAACUUCCGCCAGGCAAUGGUAAGUGGUGUUUCGCAAUUUAUCUUCUUACGUGUAUUUAUCAGCAGGACAAUACUAUAACGGCACCGCCAGAGACGUACCAGUUUACACAAAGAUUGGCAGCACGUUAG